Molecule: messenger RNA, 2578 nt
Organism: Durusdinium trenchii
Lineage: Eukaryota; Dinophyceae; Suessiales; Symbiodiniaceae
Source: the annotation of a GenBank genome assembly
GCUGCCGCAGAUGCGGCGUCGUCGCCGCGACGCGGAGCAGCCAUGCUACCCGCAGCUGGCGGCGGAUGCUUGGAUGCUCGCGGUGGAGGACCUCCUGGGCGCGCGCACCCCGGUGCGUCGCAACGAGGUCCUUCGCUAUGCUGCUGGCUUCCUCCUGGUUCGUCGCUGGGUUGCCCUGCGGCGUCCUGGGACACCCCGGGAGCGGCGCUACGCACGGCUGCCGGCGGACGUGGCGCAGUUAGCGCAGGCCUCGUUCCCUGGGAGCUUCGUAUAUGCGGUGGGCGGGGGCAACGCGCCCGAGGACACCCGCAUUCGUCACCUCCUGGAAGUGCUGAAAGUGAAUGACGAGAUGUGGGACUUUUGCACCACACGCUUUGACGCCGCCUUGGCGCAGGCCGUCAGUGUGCCUGACGCGGAACGGAAGGCCUACGUCAUGGCACGGUCCUGCAGUCGCACGGCGGCGGCUUUGCGGUGCUUCUCCGAGCCCUGGGACUCGGUGCAGCAUGGAAUCACUCUCGUCCUGGCAGAACUGCGCGCGAGCGCAGUGGAGCCGCGAGAGCUCUUCACGCAGAGCUUCGGCCCCAACCGGCGGCACUACAACUCCUGCGUCGGCGACCGUGCCGCGCAGGAGGCAUAUGUGCGCGUUGCCUUCGAUGUGGCGCUGCCUCCCCUAGAGUGGACCCUGCCGGAUCCGAGCGGCUGCGGGCAGGCGCUGCACGCCAGCAAGGCGGAGCUUUGCGAGCAGCUUCUGCAGUGGCCACAGGUUGGACCUCUCACGGCCAAAAAUAUCUUCCAGCUUCUGCGCCGGGCGCCGCUGUGCCGCGGCUUUCACGCCGCAGCAACACGACGGAACUUGGCGCGGGAGCGGUUUGGUUUUACCUCCGCCGGGGCGCGCAUGUGUCUGAACUUGCUCAUCUGCGAAGCUGGAGGCCGCGGCUUUCUUCGAGAUGCCGCGGGCAUGGGGCCAAUGCGCCAUUUCAGCCGCCUUUUGGUGCACUUCCGCGGCAGCAUCUUGGGGCAAAUGCGGGCCCUCGCCGCAGGCAGUAGCACCUUGGAACCGGUCCUCCUGUCCUUUGAGGACCAGGAUGAGACCUUUUGGACGAACUUUGAGGUUUCACCCGGGGCGCGCGCGGAGCCGCGGAAGAGGGGUGCAGUGCGGCGCUCACCCUUCUUCGCGGUCUAUCUCCAUUUCGUGCUGGUGGAAUCACUGCUGGAUACGGCUUGGAUGGCCGGCUUCUUUGGAGCUCCGUCGGCCGUGCGGCUGCGGCUCAGUGGCCGCGCCGUGGAUCGCAGCCUGGCGCUACAGCUCGCUUGCCAGCAGCUGUUCCCCGUGCUGCGGCAAGCGUUCGAGGAACGUUGGGUGAGUACGCAUGCUGCCUGGUGUGGUCCUGCUUGCGCCUCUAGCAUUCUGGUCGAUGGCAAUGAGAAGCUCGUCCCGCAUGGGUGCUGCUUCGCCGAACGCGGUCUCGAUGGGCGAACCGCCUUCUGUUUGCGAGCCCCGCGCCGCGGGCACAUCACCUGUGGUAUUGCAGAGCAUCGUGCGCAGGAGGAGCAUUUGCUGCAGGUCCAUGCGGCCCGCUUGCGCGACCGCCGGCGGCAGAGGUGGCAGCCGCGUGCAGCGCGGACUCCGCCUGCACAAGUGUGGGCACCAGAGGCGGGUGACUGCAACACCUGCAAGGCCCGCAGCGUCCGCGCCUACCAGCGUGGCGGCAUCCUUUGUGCGACCUUCGGCUGUGGCGUUGUCAUGCCUCCGCAGCGCUUCCAUGUGGCUGAAUCUUUGCCGCAGGUGGCAGCCUACGUGGAGCACCUGCUGCGGAUCAAUCCAGCCCUGCGCACCAUUGGCUAUGAUGACUGGUGCCAUUUGGCGCCGCAUUUGCGGUCCUAUGGGAGCGUGGCUGCUGCGCGCUUGCAGGGGUAUGUGGAUCGUUGGCACGCGCGGGGGCAUCGCCGCCCACAGUGCUGGUCGACCUACAGCCCGGAUCGCUACAAGGUCAUGUACGACUGGGAAGAGCAUACAGUUUUUUCGUCGGCGACUUUGCAGGGGCUUGUGGCUAGCUUGGUGCAUGGGCGCCAGCGCUGGGAACUACAUUCCUGGUCCGGGUGCAUCUGGGGGUCCGCGCGGCCAACCGUGCGUUUGCACGCGCUGCUGACGUACACUCUACCUUUGGUCCUGACCUUUCUCAGCCCUCAACCCGCAGGUCGCGUGCUCCGCGAAGCGCGCGUGCGAUCCGAAGGUGGCCGCACGCGGGUGGUGGAGGCGUUGCGACGCUUGUCCGUGGAGCUGCAACAACCUCUUCGUGGGUCUGGCUGGGAUGUGGACGCUGGCUUCCAGCUUGUGGGCGUCGCUUCUCCUACCACCGGUGCCCUUGUCGGGGGUUUCCCACAGAACUUUUUGCGAUCCCACUUGGCCGCCGUGACCCAAUUUCCGCUGCGGAUUUUGCUACGCAGGCCAGUGGACACCUCCCUCAAAGAGCGGCAAUGGCGGGAUCUGAACCGUCUUGGCCGCUCCUUGCGGUACUGCAGCCCCGCCACAUUCGAUGUGCUUUUGCUGCGGGCAUUGAACGAGCGAAACUGGCAG